Saxophila tyrrhenica is the source of this 2622-nucleotide messenger RNA. Its product is annotated as Protein phosphatase PP2A regulatory subunit B. Gene Ontology annotation, molecular function: RNA binding. NCBI's taxonomy places the organism in Eukaryota, Fungi, Ascomycota, Dothideomycetes, Mycosphaerellales, Extremaceae. Bases 1 to 2622 code for a protein of 873 amino acids. The transcript has 5 exons. The record is from RefSeq and is a predicted model, not a curated record.
AUGCCAAGUCGAAACACCAAGCGCAAUGGCAAGAAGAAGGCCACUCCGACGCGAGCUCCGGCUGUAUCGUCUGCACAGUCGCAAGCACCACGCCCUGCUGCUGUGACGACUGAUGUGGGAGACAGGGACUCUAACGAGGAGAAACGUCGAAUCGCGGAAGAGACCUUGCGGAACCUACAGAAAUUCCGGGAGCUCAAGGAGGAAGACUCCAACCAAAUUGACCAGAACGAUCCGGCCGUUCAGCAGGCUAAGCGAAGUGGGAAGCAAAAGGCCACAGAGUCCAGGGACUUGGAAACACUGCCUACGUGGAAGCCCGAACAAAGAUUGACCAACGCCGGCGACUUGUCUGCCGCCGCCUUCGAGAAGGUCAGGCAACUGAUGGAGCUGACAGACCAGAACCAGCGAUUGAAAGCCAUCGCCAACGCGGCUAUUGCUCACUAUGGGGAGCAGAACGAAUCACUUUACCCUGGUGUCGAUAUGGAUCAAUACAUCAUCGCCCUUCCCUUCCAGAAGAAGCAGAUUCUGGGAAAUGCUAUCUACCCCAAGAUUGCUGCACUGCAACCAGAGCUCGUUGGAAAGAUCACUGGCAUGUUGAUUGAGAACGGCAAUGAGGUUCUACUCAAGCUCACACAAGACGAUGCUGCACUCCGCCGCGAGGUGGAUCUUGCUGUCAAAGUAUACAAUGAUCAUGUGAGGGAGCACGGGGUCCUGGAAGAAGAGCUGUUUCAUCCUGCGUCCCAGAUUGCGGUAAAGAAGGGACCGACUGCUUCUACCUUUGUCUUCUCCGCUGGCGGCAACAAGACUGUGCUCAGCGGUCAUGAAGACCCCCUCAGCUUCACUUUUGAUGAAGACGAUGAGUCCGACGAUACCAGCAUCGCUUCCAAGGUUGGGCGUCCGCUGCCUCGAAGUAUUGCCAAUAGUGCUAAAAGCAUGCACAAAUACCGCCAUUUCACCCGGAACAUUAUGAGCAAACACGGCACCAUGGACGCUCUUGAGCUCGACCCAGAUGACUACAUUAGCAUCUGGAUCGAUACAUACCUUGAGGUCGACGAAAAAUCCUGGAUAAACCCGACAGACAUCCUGUUCGCCCUCUUCUCCUCCUAUGCUCACGACAACGUUCCUCCACAUCAACACCGCUGGACAGAGUCUCCAACCCUACGACAACUCAUCUCCCUCAUCUUCUACGAGUUCCCCGGCACCCGUGCUCUGAACCCAGAUGAAGACAUGGUCCUCGACUUCGUCCAGGGCGUGACUUGGAAGGCGCUCUACAACCCCAAAGCCUGGUGGCAGAGCGAAUACAUGCCGUGGAUGAUGGUCACACAGUCCUCUGACGAUGCGUGGCACAACGUGGAAGAAGUAAGGAUAACGCAGAACGUGCCUCCGAAGAACCGAGUGCAUUUGUUGCUGCGCGAGUGGCUGGCGAAGUCGGACCAGGCGUCUGUACAAGCGGACAGCAUACUGCGGUACUACAGGGCGACGUGUGCGAGGGACGAGCCGGGGGUGAAGAAGCUGAGCGAUGCGGCGUUCUGGACUAUCUUCGACGAAAUCGCCGGCGAAUUCGUUGAGUACAAAGAAGUCAGCCCGAACCACGUCGUCGCCACUGGCGCGGCCAUCAAGAAUCUUCUGAAAGAGGGCGACGGCGUCAGGCUGGUGGACAAGUAUAAUCUGAUUUUCGGGAGCAAGAAAGGGGGGAAGGCGCUUAUACCGCAGGCGUACAUCAGCACCGACUGGCCUGUUAACAAGUUCGCGGAGCCUUGCGCUGUUGAUCCGCUGAAUCUGCUUCCUGACGCCGUCCCGGAUCCCUGGGCGCUGGAACUUGAGCUGGCGAAGAAGCGGAUGGCGAUGAGGAGGGCAGCAUUCCAGGCGCAGGCGGACCCGGAGCAGACGGAGUCUGAGACCGAUCAACAGCCGAGCUGCAACUGCCCCGGCACUGGACCAGAGCACCUACUCAGCUGUCCCCUAGGCCGAAGCAUUGACGAAGACCUCGUCGGCCGCGCUCACCGCGCCAUCCUCCACGAGCUCAAGGACUACCCGAACGAUGCAGACGGCAACCCUCUUGAUGAGAAUGCCCGCACAGCGAAAGCUGGCAUGAUAACGAGCAUCAUCGCGAAUUAUCAGCACGCAAACGCUGAAGACUCGUCGACAAGCCUCGAGCAGAAGGGUUUGAAUGCAGUGGCUCUGAACAAGCUGGCGAACCUGAUGGAGGUCAUGAACACGCAUGGUCACCGGCCACACGACGAGCAGGUGGCGGCAUUGGAAGAGGCGUUUGCGGCCAUGACCGUCAACGAGGGAGUGCCAGUACGAGCCGCAAUUGUCAGCGAGAUUGACAAGGCCAUAGACACCGAUCCCAGGAAGCCUCAAGACAGGGAAGAGGCGCAGGCCUCACUCGGCAGGAUUAGGAGGAUCACGACGUCAAUCAAAGCGCACAAAGUUACCCAGUCCAUGAAUGCAGAGCAGAAGGCCAGGUACGAGGACAUCUGGGACCGCAUAGCGAAUCCUAAGGACAAGUCUGGUAUUGAUGAUCUGGAGUACGAACUCACCAGAGUAGCGGGUCCGCCGGCAGAUGUGGCAAAAAGGAUGCAGGAGGGUAGCCAGGACCCACCGCCAACGCAAGGUAUCUGA